AUGCGGACCGUUGGUUUCGUACUGUGCUGGCACACCACCUCUGAUUGUCUGUCAGUUAAACUUCAUAGUGUUUCUUGUCUGCAUAUUUCUGGCGAUCUGUACAGGAGUUUUAAUUCCUGUUUCUUCCUUGGUCUGCUACGUUACUCGUUGUUGUUCCACAACAGAGCGAUUAUGCCGACUUGGCCACGCAACCGACGGUGAGAUGAUUAAACUGAAUUCGAGUAGUUUACAACGUUUUGUUUUCUAUUCAUUUUUCCACUUUCGGCUUUUUAAACUGGUAUCCGAUCGAUUUUGA
Angiostrongylus costaricensis is the source of this 295-nucleotide messenger RNA. The record is from the annotation of a GenBank genome assembly. NCBI's taxonomy places the organism in Eukaryota, Metazoa, Nematoda, Chromadorea, Rhabditida, Metastrongylidae.